AUGAAACACUUUCGCAUCGCUCCUCCAAAAACGGCUGAAAAACGGACGACUGAUCGAACCGAACGUCGUAAUCCAACCGGCAGAGUGACAGAGGUUAAUCGCCAAAAUCAAGCGAACGCAUGGCGGCAAGGACAAGGGAUUUCACGAGCUGGAAUGCAAAUGACAUAUCCAUAUCGGGAGAAUGGCAGUAAACCGGUCAAUUACCAAUACAAAGACGACGGUUCAUCGUUCUUCGACUCGACAGUGCGUAUUCAAGCUGAGCCUCGCGCUCCGUUUCGGGAAGCGACAGGCCCGACACCUAAGCAACAUCCUGCAGUACAGUAUGGCCAGCAAAUGACUGUAAAGGUAGAAGACAAGCUGAGAAGCGACUCGUCGUUCGUUGUUUCAUGUCUCAUUUAA
Molecule: messenger RNA, 399 nt
Organism: Soboliphyme baturini
Lineage: Eukaryota; Metazoa; Nematoda; Enoplea; Dioctophymatida; Soboliphymatidae
Source: the annotation of a GenBank genome assembly